Messenger RNA from Folsomia candida, 1867 nucleotides. Its product is annotated as oocyte zinc finger protein XlCOF26. Lineage: Eukaryota; Metazoa; Arthropoda; Collembola; Entomobryomorpha; Isotomidae. Gene Ontology annotation, cellular component: nucleus. The transcript is spliced from 3 exons. The record is from RefSeq and is a predicted model, not a curated record. Bases 586 to 1503 code for a protein of 305 amino acids.
ACCCUUCUCAAUUCCAGUCGUGUUCACAUUAAACCACGAACUGGCACCAAGUAACUCGCUGCCAUCCGAACUUUAAGCAUCUAUAUAAUUUUCUCAUACUAAGCCAAUUAAUAAUUUCAAAUAACUUUGUUUAAUUAAGUUAAAAAUUCAACAGUCCUUACCUAACACCUACAUAAGUACAUACAUUCGUUAGAUAAAUAUUUAUAUUUUACGCCUCAUAUAAACCGUUGCAAACGAACAGAAACACUUACCCAGCGUCAAAGCGAUUGAAAUUUCCUGUAAUUUUACACCCCAUCUGACAAUUAAGUACGUACGCGUUGUUUUUUACAUUGACACUGCGGUUACCACAGUGCGGUAAAUUAAUAAUUAAAUUGUAAACAAUUUACAUAUUUACAUAAUCAAUAUUGCCAUUGUUAAAAAUUCCUGGAACAGCGUUUCAUGCAGGUGGAUGCUUUUAAAAUGUGUGAAUUGUUGACAAAACUAAUGUGUGAAUAGUAGUGAAUUUUCUCUUACGGACAAUAAAUUGAACUCGUUUAAGGACACCAGUCUUUUACGAAUAAAAGUCUGCAAACUCAACAGAGAAAUAUGGAUCUAAAGCCAGACAAGAAGUGGGAUUGUUCAAAGGGCUCAAAAGCGUUUAAAAGUAAUUACGAGUUGACUGACCACCUGGUAAUGAACGCUCCCGAUGCUAACGUCAAAUGUGAGGUUUGUAACAAAGUUUUUAAAAACAGACGCAACUUAUCUGCUCACCUGAGGAGACUUCACAGCAAUCGGAAACGACCAAGUUGUGACACUUGUCACCGAGAGUUAUCCACCCCUGCGAAUUUACGGCGACAUAUUGACUCCUUUCACAGCGCGAGCGAAGCACAUCGCUUCCUUUGCACAUUUCCCGGAUGUGAGAAAACUUACCAGCACAUCCGUAGUCUUUUGCAUCACGUGAGAAUUGAACACGCCGAAAAUGCGGUCCGUCAUUCGUGCAAGCUUUGCGGAAAGGACUUCAAAACUAGGCCUGAACUUGAGCAACACAUUCCCACUCACACGACGGAGAAGCCGUACAAUUGUGCCACUUGUGGGAAGAGUUUCGCCCACAGGGGAACCAUGAAGGGUCACGAGAAGACGCAUUUGGAAAAAUCCGCCCGAAAAGUGCUGCAAUGUCACGUCUGUCCUCAGACCUUCAUCAGCAAGGAAGGGCUACGUCUCCACAUCCGAGUUGUGCAUGAAAAUCAGAAGAAUUAUCCGUGUACAUUGUGUGACAAGAGAUUUUCCAAGUCAUCAAACUUGAAGGGUCACGUGGAGGCGAGGCAUGCCACGAAUAAAGAACUGGUCCAUUCCUGCGACAAAUGCGAGUACAAAAGCCACUCGAAACAAUAUUUGGCCGUACAUACAAUACGUCAUGAUGCGCCGAGGUAUGGAUGUUACUUUUGUGGGAAGAAAUUAUUCACUUCUCGCGAGUUGGUUAGUCAUUUUCGAGUUCAUACUUUAGAAAUGUUAAAAUGUAUUUAAAUAAGUGUGUAAUGUAAUAACCUUCCAAGCAUUUCCGACUUAAUAGUUCAGUUGUAAUACUUUUAUUGUAUUUAUUUAUUUAUGCAGUGAGGAUUUCAAUAAUUUACGAAUUUUUAUUAUAUUUUCUAAAAUUUGGCAAAACUUUUUUUUGUAGAAAACGAUGAGAAAUUUUUCUGUCAUAACUGAGCAUGCUCUCUAGAUUUCACUAUACAUGUAUGUAUUUCAAUACGAAAUAUGUAAGUUUGUUGUGAAUGGGCCCACUUGAGCUUACGAAGAUUAUAUGUACAUACAUACACAAAAUUAAAAACUACCCGUUUUAUGGGACUGAUUAUUUUAAUUAAUAAACAGAGAGGUUUUAAGCAGA